Messenger RNA from Thlaspi arvense, 3018 nucleotides. NCBI's taxonomy places the organism in Eukaryota, Viridiplantae, Streptophyta, Magnoliopsida, Brassicales, Brassicaceae. The record is from the annotation of a GenBank genome assembly.
AUGGAAGCCACCAAACGGCCGGUGGCACGAGUCAGUACGGGGACGGUAAAAGCUGCCGCCAAAACGAACACUCAAUUCGCAUUGGGCGGUGGGGGAGAUAGCAAGCAAACUCGGCAAUUUAUUUCCUUUACCUGUCAAAACUCAAAAGGGAAUCGACCAACGUCUUAUUCGGACGGAUAUGCGCAUUUUCCGUCUCUGAAAAUCAGAGAAAAGACUCCUUACAGUCUGUUUCAAUUCCAAUUCCUUCAACGAUUCACUUCUUCCAUACUGGAGAAGAAACUGAAUGAUGUCAUGAAAAUGUUUAUAGUGCAGAUCAGGCCGAGUAACGCGAUGGAGCAGAGGAACUUGCUUCUGUCGGCAUUGAGCGUUGGGGUGGGAGUGGGGCUUGGUUUGGCCUCUGGACAGGCGGUGAGCAAAUGGGCUGGCUAUAAUUUCUCCGGCGAAGGCGUUAAUGCGGAGCAGAUCGAGCAGGAGCUUCUGCGUCUUGUCGUCGAAGGCAAGGAGGGCGAAGUCACCUUCGACGAGUUCCCUUAUUACCUCAGUGAGCAGACACGGGUGUUACUGACUAGUGCUGCCUAUGUUCAUUUGAAGAACGUAGAUGUUUCCAGACACACCGGCUAUAUUGCUUUCAGGGCUGCUGAACUUUACCAGCAAAGGCUUGCAAAAGCUCUUGCACAUCAUUUUGAAGCAAAGUUGUUGUUAUUAGAUGUUACUGACUUUUCCCUGAAGUGUAAAGCAGAGCAUUUCCUUAUUCUUGGCCUCUUUUACCAGUCCUUGAAGAGGUCCAUCUCAGAGACAACGUUGGGCCGAAUGUCCAGUUGCUUGGUUCCAUCUCAGUUCUGCCCUCAAGGGAGCAAGACAGAGUUUGUCUGGAGCUCAAAAGACAGAUGGAGUAGGAGAAAGACGGUCCAUGUUUCCUCUAUCGAGAAAAGAUUUGAUAUAAGAAGAAGAAAAACUAGUUGCAAAUUCUUUCCCUUCAGUGCUCCUUCUAUACCAUUUGUUUUGGAGGGGAGGUUUUGCGAGGAAAGCAAACUAUACAAAGGUGAAUGGUUGGCACACCACACAGGCAAAGUAGUGGGUUUUGAAAGUUGUACUGACCUUGCAAAACCUCGUCGAAGUGCAUCUACUUCUUCUAAUAUGAGCAGCAUCAGUUCUGAGUCCUCUUCUCCACAUUCAGUUGGAAGACAUUCACUUUCUGGCAAAAGUUCAAAGACUCUUACACCCAUGUUCAUGGGGCACAAAUCUGCACAACUCCUCUCAAGCGCACGAGCAGCUGGUCUUUUGAUGAGAGACUUUUCUUACAGUCACUUUCAAGCUUAUCUUAGAAGGUACUCACCGGCAGGACCAUUGCAGGUUUUGGUUUCAUUAUCUGAAACGAGCUCUAUCAUUCUCUACAUCAGGGAUGUUGAAAGAGUUCUGCUCAAAUCCCAUAGUCUAUACAAAUUGUUUGACAGAGUGUUAAAGAAACUGUCAGGACCAGUUCUAAUACUUGGCUCCCAAAUAUUGGACUCAGAAGGUGACUACUGUGAACUGGAUGAGAGACUUUCCCUUCUAUUUCCCUAUAACAUUGAGAUCGAGCCACCUGAAGAUGAGAUUCAUCAAGCGAGAUGGAAGGCCCAGCUGGAAGAUGAUAUGAAGGUACUUGCAGCAAAUGAUAUUGUAUGUGAUGAUCUAGGUACAAUCUACCAAGCAGACACGAUGGUUCUCAGUAACUACAUAGAGGAGAUUGUAGUGUCAGCGAUAUCUUAUCACUUGAUGAAUAACAAGGAUCCAGAAUACCGAAAUGGAAAGCUUGUCAUAUCAUCUGAUAGUUUGUGCCAUGGAUUUAGCAUCUUCCAGGAGAGGAAAAAGGGGGGAAAGAUGUGCUCAAAUUGGAGACUAAUGCCAAAUCUUCAAGAAUGGAAGAAACACUCUUCAAACAAGAAGGUUGAUGGGUUGAAGCCUGAUGCAAAGUCAGAGUUCCUGCCAUCAAAAGAAAACAAAGACGAGACAGAGAAAACUCUUCCUUGUUCAAAGAAAGAUGGUGAAAGCCUACAUCCAAAAGUGCCGAGCAAAACAAAGACACUUUUACCUCAGCGAAUACAAGCUCUUGCAAUUUCUUCCACUCUCGUGAACAAUAUGGUUUCCCAGCAGGAAGUUCCACCAGACAAUGAAUAUGAGAAACGUAUAAGGUCAGAGGUAAUCGCCGCAAAUGAAAUUGGAGUGACAUUUGCAGAUAUUGGAGCACUGGAUGAAGUUAAAGAAUCACUCCAGGAGCUGGUCAUGCUCCCUCUUCGACGACCAGAACUUUUCAAAGCCCUGCAGAGGCAUAUUGCUUUUUGGGCCUCCAGGCACUGGGAAAACAAUGCUGGCAAAGCAAUCGCCAACGAAGCAGGUGCAAGUUUCAUAAAUGUCUCCAUGUCAACCAUAACUUCAAAAUGGUUUGGAGAAGAUGAGAAGAAUGUCCGAGCUUUGUUCACACUGGCAGCAAAGGUUUCUCCCACUAUAAUUUUUGUGGACGAGGUUGAUAGCAUGCUUGGCCAGCGGACAAGAGUUGGGGAACAUGAGGCAAUGAGAAAGAUUAAAAAUGAAUUCAUGUCACAUUGGGAUGGGCUGUUGUCAAAACAGGGAGAACGCAUUCUUGUUUUAGCAGCAACAAACAGGCCAUUUGAUCUUGACGAGGCAAUAAUUAGGCGGUUUGAAUGCAGAAUAAUGGUUGGUCUCCCAUCCGUUGAGAGCAGGGAAAUGAUCCUGAAAACUCUAUUGGCAAAGGAAAAAGUAGAAAAUCUAGACUUUAAGGAGCUUGCAGCAAUGACAGAAGGAUACAGUGGAAGUGAUCUCAAGAAUUUGUGCACAACUGCGGCUUAUCGACCUGUUAGGGAGUUAAUACAACAGGAGAGACUAAAGGAGAGGGAGAAAAAGGCUGAAGAAGGGAAGAGCGUGGAAGAUGCUUCGAAUACAAAGGAGGAAAAUAAAGAGGAAAGAGCAAUUACUUUGAGGCCCCUAAACAUGGAAGAUAUGAGACACGCAAGAAAUCAG